AUGUCUAUCACUGAAGAGAUAGGGAAGUUCCCACCUAAGAUAAGGAAGUUAUUCCCUGACAAAUUACCAUUACCUUCAUUCCCACCAUCUGACUAUGAGUACCAUCUUCGAAAAACUCGAGAUAUUUCCCCCAUAACACCGUUGAAACCACUUUUAACCCAGGCGGCUGCUUCAUUACCUCAACCAUCACCAUCACCAAAAACCAAGUUACAAAUCGAUAGACAACAAAAGAGAGAACGUGAAAGUAAACGAAUAGCCAGUUAUUUAAGACAGUUGAAUGAUUAUCACCAACAACCAGUGAUUUCUGAUCCUAGUAGAACAGUAUUCGUAUCUCGUUUAGAUUAUAAAGUGACUGAGAUUGAUAUAUCCAAUGCUUUGGGGAAAUAUGGAGAUAUAGAGUCGGUCAAGAUCAUCAGAGAUAAGAACGGGAAGUCUCGAGGUUAUGGAUUCAUAGUUUUUGUGACAGAAACCAGUUCCAGAUCAUGUGUUCAAGAAUUAAGUGCUACAGGAUUGAAGAUAGAAGGCUUUGAGAGGAAGAUCCUAGUUGACAUCCAAAGACAUGGUGCUAUGAAGACGUGGAAACCUCGAAGAUUGGGUGGUGGUUUAGGAGGAAGAGGAUAUACUAAAACCAAUAAUUAUUCAUCUGCUGCUUCAAGUGGCCGAAGAUUGAACUUAAAUCCGUAUCCUACAUUCCCAAAGUCUGGUCAAGCAUUUUCCCUGUCGUCAAAUUAUUCAGCUCCAUCUUAUCAAUCACAAACUUCAACUCAAGCCUACUCUUCAUAUUCAUCAUAUUCCCUGUACCAACCCAUGGAAAGAGUCGAGAGAAGUAUCAGAGACAAAUAUUCCAAAUAUAACUACUGA
Messenger RNA from Yamadazyma jaroonii, 861 nucleotides. Lineage: Eukaryota; Fungi; Ascomycota; Pichiomycetes; Serinales; Debaryomycetaceae. The record is from the annotation of a GenBank genome assembly.